UGCCGACAAAAACAAACUGCGGAACUUCACUUCCGCCGUGCACUUUGGGCUGUCAGACUCAUAUUGCUGUUUUGUUUACAUCGGACGUGUUGGGUGUUGCGACAUGUCAUCUGACAUCUUCUGACAUGGCAAAACUUUUCAGUUCACUGUUUAAAGAUCUAAGAGCCCUUUCCCUCAGUAAUAUCGAGUUUUUUCAACAUGGAACCAGCAGCACGCACGCAAAAUUCCAUCAGUCGUUUGUUAUGUUAUUUGAGCACCUUGACAGAGGUAUUCAGCCAUCCAUUGAACAUAUAGCCCCACUCCUCUCGAAGUACGACCUGUCCCCAGACACACAGGCCAAUGGUUAUCGCAGUCUUCUGAAGGUCGUCCACAAAUGCUGCGGAAACCUUUUGAGACUGUCUCGGUACAUCAAUGUCAACCGAAGUUCACUGUUUUUCCGCGGCAACUUUUACAGCAAGGAACUGGAGGCAUAUGUGAUAUGUCUAGGACAGUUGAGAGCCACCCUGUACUAUGCGCAGAAGCUUGUGGCGUACAGUGAAGAGGGUUCUCUGUUUGCGGAUGAGGACAAUUUGGAGGACCCCGUGGUGGAGAAAUUGAUGGAGGAGGUGGAGUGCCUGAGCCAGAACUGUUUCUAUGGGCGAUGUCUGGGCUUCCAGUUCUGUGAGAGCAUGCACCGACCCCUGACCACUGUAGCUGUUGCCAUGGCAUCCUUCAGUGAGGGGUACCUGGAGAAAACCCACUUCAAACAAUUGACAGCCUCUGUGGUCAACAGCGGGAAGUAUCUGAUGAAUCCAGAGCUGAGGGCAGAGCAGAUUGUGGGUGUCACAAGAACAGCAAAUGUGGAGUUCUGUAAGAACUUCUGGGGUAUAACAGAAUCGGACAUCAUGCAGGCAGUGCCUUCUUUAGUUUGUCCAGCCAUCAAGGUCAAUGAGGUUAUUCACCUGAAGCCAGAACAAUUAGAACUCCCAGCUGUGAACUCGGACAACCCCAGGGAGAUGGUUGUGAUUACGCCUCCCUGCGCUCACACUGGGCCCGGGCCGGUCAAGGUCAGACUGAUGUCAUACGAGCCCAGGGAGGGGCAGGAGUUACGACACAGUCGCCAAAACCCCCGCCAUCGCCUGCCGAUGUCCAGCAGUCUGCUGAUCCACUGUCACGGGGGAGGAUUCGUCGCCCAGUCCUCUAAAUCCCACGGCAUCUACCUCAGACAGUGGGCCAAAGACCUCAACAUCCCCAUCCUGUCUAUAGACUACUCCCUGGCCCCGGAACAACCCUUCCCCAGGGCCCUGGAGGAGUGCUUCUUUGCCUAUGCAUGGGCCCUCAAGAAUUGUGCCAAAUUAGGAUGGACUGGGGAGACCCUGUGCCUGGCUGGAGACAGUGCUGGAGGGAAUUUGAUGAUCUCCACGGCCAUGAGGGCUGCCUCCUUUGGGAUCCAGAUCCCGGAUGGGAUCAUGGCUGCCUACCCUGUGGUCUUGGUGAGGUACACCCCCUCCCCUGCACGUAUCCUGGCUCUGAUGGACCCCCUGCUUCCUGUGGGGAUCAUGAUGCGGUGCCUGGCAGCGUAUGCAGGGAUAUCUCAGAAGUUUGAGAAUUCCAUUGAGGAUGAGCCAUUUGAAGUCAUUGAGGCAGAGGAAGCACUUCAUGAAGAUGACAUCUUUAACUACAAGAUCAAAAAUGGAGUCAAGGGGGACAAUUUCUCCUCCAUGACCAGCAGCUGCCAUUCGAUAGAAUCGCUAGACAAUUUAGAUGAGCCGGAUAUUUCUGGAGUGUCCAAACGCUGUCACUCAAUUGAGUCUCUGGACACGAUGGAAGAGCUGGAUAUUUCUAGUCAGCAGUCAUCAGUGUUGGAGGGAAUCUGUGCUGACUCGGACGAUGACAUCACAGUUCUAAAGCGAGUCCAGCACCCCUCAGAAUCCAUGGGAGAAAUGGAGGAACUCACCCCCGACAACUCAGAGGAAGUUCUUCUCCUGAGUUCUGAGGAAGAAGAGGAUUAUGAUAUUGUAAAACCAGAGGAGGUUGUUGAACCACCACAAGAGGAGGUUAAGAUGAAUGGCUGUAGACUGCGUGUGUCUAUAUCUGAUGGACAAGUACACCAAUCUCAAACUGAUCAGAACCUCUCUGUGAUGGACAGCGUGGCAGGCUCUCUGACCAGGUCAAACAUGUCUGACACCAAGCACCUGCUGACACAGGAUGGAUCAGUGAACCAUGGCCAGGACCCGACAAAGUCGACGGCAAACCAUGCUAGUCGACCAAUCAGACACAGUCCAUCUUGCCCAGAGAUCAGCGAUACUCUCAGAUAUGGCUUCUCAGGAAAAUUUACUCCACAGUACACUAAGGAAAGUCACCGGAAGUUUAGUCCACUCCAAAUGUUCCGUAAACUUCCCAUUGUAAAGAACCCCUACAUGUCUCCCUACCUGGCCCCUGAUGAAAUGUUGAAGUGCCUUCCUCCCAUUAAACUAGUGGCUUGUCACCUUGACCCCCUGCUGGAUGAUUCUGUGAUGUUUGCCCGGAGGUUGCGUAGCCUUGGUAACCAGGUGGAGCUCCACCCAGUGGAUGAUCUUCCCCAUGGCUUCCUGAACUUCUCCACGGCAAGCAGGGAGGCACGACUGGCCUCGGACAUCUGUGUGGACAAAAUACGACAAAUUCUUCAACUUUCAACAUAACUGGGCAUUGCUGUAAUUUUUUGUAACAAAUUGUGAAGCAUUGAUGGAAUCCACAUGAAAAUUCUGUUUUGUAAAGAAAUGCAGUGGAACAAAACAAAAAAACAGUGGGACAAAUUACAAUCAUGGAUGUUUUUUUAAUUACUUAUUACAUAAAUCUCAAUUCAUAUUGAUUACAUGAUUAUUGCUCUCAUUUGGAACACCUCUUAAGACAAGCAAUGAAAUAAUGUAUCAUUUUGAUAUUUAAAAUAGUAUUUGGUUGAUUUCAUAUUGGAAACUAAUGGAUUUUGGUAUGAACUCAAGAGUACCCUGAUGUGUUUUAUGGUAUUAUGACAUUAAUUCACUGGUUUUAUUGUUAAACAAUUUCCAUUUUACUGUAGAGCUGAUACAGCAGCUUGACCUGUUUUGUGAUAAGAUUCCCUUACUUAUGCGGUGCUUAUUUUUAUAAACAAUUGUUGUCUCUGUAAUUGAGGAGAAUAGAAUUAGAUUUUUUUUAAAGCUAUUAUAUUUCAUUGAUUAUAAUCAUGCUAUAUUAAAAAGGAAUGGGAUUAUAUUGUGAUCUGACAAAACAAUGGCACCUUGUGUUCUUUUGAUUCAGUCUCAUGGAUGUGAAUAUUUGGGCAUUAACUCUAUUGCAUUGUCUGUAAGAUAAUUUUUUUGGAAUAUUUUCUUUAAUAUUACAAUAUAAUAAUUACUUCCCUAAAGUACAGUUGAACUUCGAUAUCUCGAACACCGAUAUCUCGAAUACAAUAGAUAUGUCGAAGUUAUAUUUAAGUCCCAACCACCUAUUUUUUAAGAACGAAGUUAGACUGUAUUGUAAUUUUGGCUUUGUUGUCAUAAAGAAACUUCUUUUGUAUGGUAGUUUCUCACAGAACAGAAUUUCACAUGCUGUAUUUUCUGUACUUUUAGCAUAUAUUAGCCAUGUAUUAAAAGGAAAAACAGGUCUGUAUUAUCCCCACUCAGUGAAUUGUUCCGUGUCAGAAAAUGGAUGUUUUGAAUUAGUACACAAUUUUACUGUCAUUUAUGUUCUUAUUCGUUCCACUCAAACGAACAUAAAUAAUUUAUAAAAUAAAACACAAACACGUAUAUUAGGAUGUGAAGCGCUCUGAAGUGCAGUUUACUUAUUACACAAAUCUAAAUACAUGGUUUUCUUCUUUAUCUUCAUUUCUACAAAAUAGAACAAUAUUUUAACAUAAUUAAUAUUCCAAAAUAAACGUCAAAAGCAAGGGCGGGUGGGUGGGAAUUAAGUUAUCUGCACUGAAAAGAGCCUUCGAAUGGCUAUAUAACUUUCCGCGCUAACAACGGUCAGUUAAAACCCGUGCAAUGAAUAUUUAAAUGUCACCUGACAAGGUGACCAACAACUAACCAAUAGAUUACAGGUGUAAAUAAACACGAACACGUGUUAUUUGGACCUUUAAUAAAUACAUGAGAUGUUUUAUGAUCUACAGUGCAAUCUUAUUUGAUUUUUUAAAUCUCACUAUCAUUCUGGAGAGAACAGAUCAUGUAUCACCCAGAAUGAAUAUUAUUUACCAUAUUUUAGUAGUAUUCAAUAUAUACAUGAUUUAAACUUUCAAAUGACUCAAUUUAUUUUAACAGUCACUCUGCAGAUGUAAAAUAUGAAUGUAUCGAAAUCUUAAAGGUUCAGUCUUUACACUUGAUCUGUUUUAAACUAUUGUUUAUCUUCCAAGCAUACUUGCUCUAUUUUGUGAAUUACAUGUACAUGUAUUUAUGUAUUAUAUACACCAUUGUGAGUUGCCCCAGCAGCUGUUGAUAUUUUGUCAGCAAUCAUACUGUCUUAAUGUGUUAACCCCUUAAAUGCCAGCCCGAGGUUUGUGUUAUAAAAAAAUGAGCAGUUAAAUUAUUUUUUAAAAUAUUUACUGUAAUGACCAUAACCAUUUUAAUUGUGAUGCACAAGAUGUUUGUUGAAAAUAAAUUAAUUUUCCAUGAAA
Messenger RNA from Magallana angulata, 4606 nucleotides. Its product is annotated as hormone-sensitive lipase-like. Gene Ontology annotation, molecular function: sterol ester esterase activity; triacylglycerol lipase activity. Gene Ontology annotation, cellular component: cytosol. Gene Ontology annotation, biological process: cholesterol metabolic process; triglyceride catabolic process. Bases 126 to 2660 code for a protein of 844 amino acids. Lineage: Eukaryota; Metazoa; Mollusca; Bivalvia; Ostreida; Ostreidae. The transcript is spliced from 9 exons. The record is from RefSeq and is a predicted model, not a curated record.